CUCUCUGCCCCUCUGCUCUGUAACCCUGCCUUUGUACAGCAUAGUGCAAGGGACAACUGUCACUGUCUGAUGCAGUGACUUACAGAAACAGCCUUUGAAAGUACUCGCCGUCUCCUCUCCUCAUCAACAGUCACUCUCUUACAGAACUGUAGUAGCUUUUACAUUAUCCUGUUCCCUGGUACAAAGCCACGUCUGUUGCACUUAGGCUGUGGCAUGCAAAGUUCCUUUGAGGUCACUUAAAACCUGUUUUAAUGGUCACAGCCUGGGCUAGUAGCACAGGAACAACUAUAUGAGUGAGUCAGCCUAAUUGUGAAAUGAAGCACUUUGGGCAGCGGAGGCUCUGUCGCCCGAAGGUGGCUGCCACACUGUUGCUGGGCUCUGAUUUGCUUGUGGCUGCCUUCUGCUCUUCCACAGUUGUUGGUGCAGCAGAGCGGGUCUGUCAGUGACCUAAGGGCUUGUGAAUCAUAGUGCAGAGAGAACUCUUUCUUUUUUUUUUUUCCCCCCGCCCCCCUAAACCACUCCAAUCUCGGGUUUUGCAAGCUUGCCCAAGCAAUAAAAUACAAAUUGGGUAACUUGUGGGGUUUUUCCUCAUGAAUGACACCAGAAUCUCUGUCUGUUUUGGUUAUAAAAUGACUGUUAGAGUGCCAGGUUACAAGAAAGAGGAUGAAAAUUUUGACUUCUGAAGUUCACAGAAGAGACAAUACCUGGUUUAAACACUCUCCUGCAGUGAAGCAACGUGCAGCUGAGAUGCCUGGCACCACCACAAUUAAUCUCCCCAUUGUCCAUGAGAGGAGGAGAAGAAUUGCAGAGAAAGCCAGUCUGUCAGAGCAGACAGCCCACUUGAUCUGAGCAAUGUGGGAGAGCUCUGCAGGGUGUCUCGCAGGGCAGUUUGCUCUGGUGUUAAAACUCUACGCAGAAGAGCUUAGCGGUGACCUCGUAGUUGUGAGGACUCUGGAGAGGCUGCGGCUUUUGCAUGAGAUGGUGAUCUGAGCUCUGCAACACUGCUUUCCACCUAAACAUACCAAGCGCAGACCUCUGAGCCACAGACUUCACCAGACUGAACAUCGCUCAGUUGUGCAGCUUCAGCUCUUACCCACUUGAGGUGAAAUAAAACUCAAGAACCUCCUGAGGUAAGGGAUAGCUUAAGACUUUUACCCUGUGUCGGAUAUCCCUGCACUCCAGCAAUCAUGGCAGAUGUUUCCUUGACUGAAGGAGUCUCCAGUGAGACAGUUGCUAAUGCCAGUUCAGAAUUCAGCUUGGAAGCAGACUUCCAGUAUUCCUUGUUUACUGUGAUCUACAGCCUUGUCUUCGUGCUGGGACUGACAGAAAAUGUCUUAGCUCUGUACCUCCUGUCCUGCAAAGUAAAGCACGCUUCUCAUUCCUACGUAUACAUGAUUAACCUAGCUCUGGUAGACACCUUGUUUGUUUGUGUGUUGCCUUUUAAAAUUCAUUACCACCUGAAUCGGAACAAUUGGACCUUUGGUGACAUGGCUUGUAGGAUAACUGGGACUCUGUACUAUAUCAAUAUCUAUCUAAGCAUUGCCUUUUUCACCUGCAUUUGUGUUGAUCGCUACAUCGCAGUGUUGCACCCCUUCACUUACGUCCAGAUCAAAGUCAUCCAUUAUGUGGCGGUGGUCACCGUCCUUUGGGUGGUUGCUCUAUGCGUCAUGGUUCCACUUAUCCUUGGAGGCCCCCUCCACAGCAGUGGUGCGAGGAACACGACAGUGUGUUUUGAGAACUUUGCUACGCGUAGCUGGACUUAUCGCAUGGCACCUUACAACAUCCUGGCCUUAAUUUUUGGUUUUGUGAUCCCAUUUUCCAUCAUUCUGAUCAGCUACCCCCUCAUUGCGAAGAGGAUCUCCCAGAUCAAACAGAGCAUUCACAAGAGGAAGGCCCUGCGCACCAUCUACAUCAUCUUGGUCAUUUGUACUUUGUGCUUUCUCCCGUACCAUCUCACUCACUUGCUCCACUUUUUAAUGAGAAUCCGGGUCAUCCAGAAUAAGUCAUUUACCAUCUUGAUCUACAAAAUGCGAAGGGUCACCUUAGCCCUCGUGAGUUUCAACUGUUGCCUUAACCCACUCUUGUACUACUUCACCUCUUCCAGCAAGCGAUGGCACUUCAACUUCAGGCUCAGAUUCAGGUCUAAAAUGGUGUACACAAUCAGUGACCAGAAAUUUGGGGAGUCCUCCUAUGUUUAUAAACUACAACAGAGACAUGGAAAUAAAAAACACGGAGAUGGACUCAACUGAUCUACUUAAAAACCACACAGCUGCUGAGGACUGCUGCGUUUUCCACCCUGUGAAACACGAGACUGUAGAGAGAGUUUAUCAUUUGUGGGUUAUCAUCAGAGACACCAGAAAACCACCGGCCUGGCUGACAAACCUGCUUAAAAGCCAGCAAUUAACGGGAUGUGGUUUUUGGUAACGGAUAUACAGACUCACCGUUCUGUUCCUUCCCAUGCCACCCCCAGACUUUAUGAAGUGCAUAUAUGCUCUUGGCCUGUAGGCGUGCAAGGCUGCUGAGCAGAUGAGAACAGAAGAGAAGUUGUCCUGGGGCUUGUUCAACAGGGAACAAGGUGUGCCUAACUGGCAAAAUCAGUAUUUCCAUUUCCAAAUGUGCAAAAUGCAGGCUAAAAGUCACGCGUUGACCUGGCACACCGCAGCAGGUGGGUGGGGUUCCCGGGUUGUGCUGUGCUAUUGGACUUGGAACAAGAACUGCCACGGACCUUAAAGGAGGGGGGGGGAGUAGGAUUCUUGUGGCAGAAUGGUGUGGGGAGAUAAACGAUCGUGUGUCUCUAUAUGAUGUAGUAACUUCUCUUUGCACAACAAUGGAUGUUGCACCUUCUGCCCAUAUUCAGCCAAUUUUCUGAUGGCAGCCGAUGCCACAGUCUACUCUGUGGUUAAGGACAGGAGGCAAGAGGUUUGGAAAAUAAGAAGCAUGGGUGUAGGGGUGCACUGGGGUCUCGGUUUGUGGAAAAAACCCACGCAUGCUGAUGGUAAGCAAGGGUCUUGAAUUUGGGAGGCCGUAUUGGAUCAGUUAAAGCCAAUCAAUAAACCACUGUAGCAAUCUGAGAUGUAUGCAGCAAGCAAACCAAGAGCAGAUCUGAAAUUAUUAUAAUAGAGCUAAA
Molecule: messenger RNA, 3127 nt
Organism: Pygoscelis adeliae (Adelie penguin)
Lineage: Eukaryota; Metazoa; Chordata; Aves; Sphenisciformes; Spheniscidae
Product: lysophosphatidic acid receptor 6-like
Exons: 4
Coding region: 1188-2249 (353 amino acids)
Biological process (GO): G protein-coupled receptor signaling pathway
Cellular component (GO): membrane
Molecular function (GO): oxysterol binding; G protein-coupled receptor activity
Source: RefSeq, a predicted model, not a curated record